CCUCUCAGACGUGGUGUUGGUGGACAUUUUUGAAUUUACUUCAUUUAUUUCUUUUUUCGUCUCAUCCUCCAGGCGCAUGUGUGCUGCCCAAGUGCGUGUCGGGGUGGUGGUGGAGAAGAUGCCAGUUGUUGGCACAAGUUUGGCAUGUGACAUGGCAUUGGUGAUGGCAGCCUGGUUUAGGUUAAUAAUUGGUGCUUGUAAUUAAGGAGAGGGGCGGGGCGAUUUUUUGGAGGUGUCGUGUGGUCGUCCGGUGCGUUUUCUGGAGGCUGUCAGCUCAGAUUUGGUUUUUGGUUUUUUUGUCUUUCCUUGAAGGGAGAUUUACGGCCCCUUCUGUGCUCCAUGCUGUGGACCGGUUGGGGAGGGAGGCGGUGGUGACGACUGGCAGUGCGCACAGCAGAGAGAGACUGACUUUCAAGGGGCAGUCAGAGUCUGCAGGCAGGAAAUAGCCAUUCAACAGAGCAGAAAUCCAUAGACGGCGAUUUAUAAAGUUGUAGUUAUCACAAAGCAAUAAGGGGGAGUGUCGCUGGAGGAGCACAACACGCCUGAAUUUCUAUUUCAGGGGCCGCUGGACCAGGCUUUAGCGCAUGUAGAGAGGAGGAGGGAGGAGGAGGAGGGAGGGAGGGAGGUGGAGGGGGGAGUGAGUGAGUGAGUACGUUUCACAGGAUCCAGGCCUAGUAGUAUUGCCGCUGGGACUCUCCUCAUCCGCUUUCAAAAAAUUGGAAAUUGGCACAUUUAAACGCCAAAAUGAACGGGUUGAGGGUCAUGUUUGCGGUGGCCGACACCGGAAUGGGAGGAACCAUGCCAGCAUGAGUGGGCCUUACGCAGGCCCUGGCAGGGAGACUCAUCAGUCCAGCUGCCCUUUGACCCCCGGCCGUGACCUCUCCGCCCACUCCUGCUCCUCCAGACACCAUGGCCACAGGAUCGGCCUUACCAUGUCUGCUGCCGCCUCCUCCCUCAAGCAUGCAUCCGUCUAUGGGUUCACACAAAGGGACCACUCCUCCUCCUCCUCCUCCUCUUCUUCUUCUUCCUCCUCCUCUUCUUCUUCCUCCUCCUACAGUCCCCUAAGGAGGUUGCAGCAUCUCACCACCAUGGUGAGCCAGCCUGACCUGGUCCUGCCGGUGAGGGAACCAGAGAGGAGCUGGGAGUGGGGGAUGAAUAAGAAGGAGAGGGGGAAGGAGAUGGAGAGGGACUCCUGGGCUCAUUGCACUAGCAGUGAUUAUUCUGGCAAACAGAAUACAAGCAGGGGGGAGAGCUUUGGUAACUCUUCUGCUGGACAAAAACAACCCGUGGUCCAAGCUAGAAGUAGAGACGUACCGUCAGCCAAUCGGAGCGAUCCCGGCGUGUCAGAGAAAAAGGCAGAAGGUUGUUUCUCAGGCCCGCCUAGCCCAGCCUUCUCUCUCGAUAGCAACAGCCCCUUCGCUAAUGGUUUCCUCCACUUUGAAUCCUCUUUGUUUGAGGAUGACGACAACGAUGAAGAGCGAGUGGCCGUGCCAACUAAGGGAGGCCUGCAGGACAAAAAUGAGAGGGCGGGGAACGUUCGUCAGUCCACUCCUGUAGACUUGAAUUCGGACUCCAAGGAUGCUACCCUGACGUCGGCCAAGGUCGUCACCCGGUCCCAGUCCUCAGGUCAGCGCAGGAGAUACUGGGACGGCUCGGAUGACGAGUGGGAGAGCGACACCGAGCUGUUCCUGCUUGGGGAUAGUCCCUCAAGGCAUUCAAUGCAGAACAGCCUCAAGAAAAAGUCUUUGCCGCCUGUGAAGUUUUUAGAGGGUGAAGUUAUUUGGGCAAAGUUCAACCGAAGACCCUGGUGGCCCUGUGAGGUGAUCGUUGACCCCUUACAGGGAAUCUGUCACAGAGUGAAAGAGCCCAAUGACCGGCCCUGUCGGCUCUACCAUGUCAGGACCUUUGGGGAGCCCGUGGAGCUAACCUGGGUGGAGGAAAAAGCAACUCAUACUUUCCAUGGAGGUUUUGAAUUUGAACAGCUCCCCCUACUGCGCCGGAGGGGGAAGCAAAGGGAGCAGAACUACAAAUACACUAUUGCAAAGCGUUUUCAGGAGUCUUGGAAAUCCAGUGUAGCAGAAGCAGAAUCUGUUCUCCCAGAGAGACCCAAAAUGGCUUCCUCCAUUCCUUCGUCCAUAGAUGAUGCCUUCCACCACAGUUCCACUCCAGAGAGAGUGAAUAAGGCCCAUCCAACCUUUCCUCCCUCUACUUUACCCACCCUUCCUGAGACAUCGCACAUGACCAAUGGAUCCACUUCAUCCCCAGUAAUUUCAUCCCCAAUAACAACUCCAGCAAAGCCGAGCACUUUAAGGAAAUAUUCUGGCAAGAAGAAACCAAGUAAAUCUUCGAAGGACACGAUUAGUAAACACUCUAAAAAGACAUUGCGUAAUAGCCCUGACCAAUCAGAUAGAGACAAUGGAGAGUGCCCAUAUUCUGACCUUGACUCAGUCCCUAAGAUUUUGUGUCCUAAAGCACUUGAACGUCAGCCUAAGCUAGUUCAGACUCAGCCAUCUGUUGCAGUUGUCAAAGAGGCGAAGAAGCAGCCAGAGAUUCAGAGUGGUCUUUGGUUCAGUAAAUCAGGCAAAGACAGACGACCUAAAACAACCAGUCCGUUGCCAGACCGCACUCUCUUUAGUAAGGUUCCCUGUAAGAAGAAGAACUCAUCUGUAGUAAGUAAAAAGACACUGGUUCCUAGUGCCUCCUCCUCCAGUGGUGGGCCCACUGACCAGUCAGGGUUGUCAGACAAGCAUAAGCCUCUGGUACCUGCUGAAACAAAUCUGCCACCUGAACAGUCAGGACAUUUGAAGUGUAAAAACACCAUGGUUGCUAAUAGGCCUUUUGGUACAACUGGCAGUCCCGCUGACGAGUCAGGAUUGUCAGACAAGCAGAAGUCCUUGGUCUCUGUUGAGACUGGUGUGCCCUCUGAGAAAUGUGGAUAUUCAAAGGGUAGACAGACAGUCAGUAAUACAACUGACACUGUUACUGGCAGGCUGUCUGACAAAUUAGGUAGCUCAGAUGUUAAAAAGGCCUUAGAGUCCAGCAUGACAGUCAGUUUCAAUGACGAAUCCAGGUUUUCAGAGAGUGUAAAGAGUGUCAGUCGAACUGAACACUCUGACGUGAUUGCUAAUAAAAAGGUGUAUGUAAUUGACAGGAUUUCUGACCAAGCAGAGGAAAAAGAAAGUAACAAGACUCCGGCAUCCAGUUUAAAUGUUGACACUACUGACCCAUUAACAAGGCUAGAAAAGCAAACAAGUCUGGUCUCUAAGUGUAGACAGCCCUUUGUCAAAUUAAUACGCAAGGACAUAAAGGGUAAGAAGUUCCUAAACUCCAGUAUAACCAUUAGUCCUACUGACCAACCUGAAUGUACAAAGAAUGAAAAAACACCAGAUAGUAAUGUGACUAAAAUGUCCUCUAAACAAUCAGAUCGGGUGGACGGCAAGGCAAGUGUCACCAUAGAUCAGGCAGUCAGUUCAGAAUCCAUUAAGGUCUCAGUUAAGAAAUUAAAAGCAAGUGGUGGGACUGGUAUUCUUCGUCUCUCGUCAGAAUCAUCACAAGGGAAAACUAUCGUUGCCUCCAAUGUGGCAAGCGGGUCUGAUGAGUUAGGUAGCCCAGAAGCGGAAAGGAUACCAGUUUUAAAUGUAAGCCCAAACAAUGGGACUUUCUCAUCCUCUAACCAAUCAGAUCUAUCGGAAGGAAAGAAGACUCCUGCCUCCAAUGUAACAAGCAUGUCCUCUGACCAGUUAGGUGGCUCAGAGCAAAAAACUACAUCUGUCACUAGUACAGUUUUUAAUUCAACUCCUCUGCCUUCUCACCGGCACAGGAAUUCAGUAUGUAGGAACGCUCAUGUGCCCGAAGGCCUGUCUUCUAAGAAAUCCAAGAAAGUUGUCCACAAACCAAAGCAGGUUCCAGAUAAAGUGAAUAAAGUCCUACUACAUGAGCAGCCUGCCCACCUCCCAGCCAGCAGUCGGCUGAUGACCAGAGCCCUGAAAGCCAUGCAGGAGGCGGAGCAGAAGAAGCGUGAAAAAGCCCGAAAGGAGGCUGAGCAGAAAGAACUCUUGAAUCCAUACAGAAAACCUGAGGACCUUGUGUUCCACUCUGCGCGUAACUCCCGUUGGAAUCCUGAGGCCAAACUGGACUUUUGCACUAAAGUAAAAUCUCUUAAAUCGCAUUGUAAUGAAAAUGGUGAGUAUGAUCAGGACACUUUUUCUAGCAGUAGCACUCCCCCUUUAAUGCUUUCUGAUUCAGUUGACUUUGAAGCUGAUGUCAAGAGUGAAGAUGAAGACCUCUCAAUAUCCUCAACUCCACCAAUGGACUUCAUACCCCUUACUUCUAGGGUAAAGGCAAAGAAAGAAGACCAUUCCUCUGACAUAUGCUCCUCAUCCUCACCUUCCUCACCAUUUUCUUUUAUGAAUGCCUUUAAAAACGUUGAGGAGGUAUCCUUCCAGUCCCUGACAAAUGAGGGCGAUGGUAAACCCAUCUCUUUCAAACCAGACACAAACUACAAGUUCAGCACUUUUCUCAUGAUGCUGAAGGACUUGCAUGACACUAGAGAGCGAGACGGGACACCCUUAGAACUGGAGAUUGGGCCACCGAGUGCACAUGUCAAGGAGGAACCCUUAGUGAUGCCUGGGGAGGCUACAGCCACAGGCCAAGAUCAACAAAUUGAACAAAUUAAUAACAAUUCAAAUUCAAGUCCAGAAAAAAUCAAAAUCACACACAAUGAAGACAGCACAAGUCAGACGUCCAAGAGGCCCUAUAACAGAAGGGGCAGCUCCACUGGGGUGAAAAAGAAAGCCAACCGCAAAGUGCCUUGUCGUCCUGCCAGGUCUGGACCUGGUUUCCCAGGACUGGAGUCCUUGCCAGCAAUGGACUCUUCAUCAGGAGUGGAUUGCUCAUCAAGAGUCCAGUCCCUGUUGGGCGUACAGACCAGCAACUGGGAGUGGCAGGCUGGAGGUGAUAAAGGAGUGGCUGGGGAGGAGGAGGAGAGGUGGAGCAGAGUUAAUGAGAAUCUACAGAACAUGGUGCCUUUGGAGCAGACGGGGUGCAACACUACGCUGUGUCUGGAACAUCCAAAUGGCCUUGUUGCAGACUGCACUGAGACUAACACAAGCUUGAUGCGCAAUGCUGGAGAAGGUGACAAGGCUCCAACAGCACAUAAACGAAUUAGAAAACCAAGCAAGAGGCUGAUUGAAUGGACUGAAGAGUAUGAUCAGAUUUUCUCCACGAGGAAGAAAACCAAAAAGCCUCUCCAGUUGAUUGGAAAGGCCACUCAGCCCAUUACCUCCAUGUCUGAACCCCCGGGAUCGGACAAAGACGCACAUGACCACCCACCCUUGAACUUACUUCCUGAAAUACAGACACCACCGCCUGAGGAAGUUGCUGCAACAACGCCCUCUGAACUACAAAUUCCCAACACUGAAAACACAUCUCCCCAAGAUGCACCGGUGCUUUCAAUCGACACACUAACCCCUCCUCCUGAAGCUGACCCUUCACUGUCAGAAGUCCUCGUCAAAGACACCCGAAACGCUCCUGUGCUGGGGAAGAAGCGGAAGAGGAAACCCACUCAGAAGAUCCUGGAGUACUGUCUGGAGGCAGAGGCCUCAGCUGGCCCCAAGAAGAAGGUCAAAACACUGAAGAACAAUUCAAAUCCUGCUCCUCAAUCAGAUUCUGGGCCACCAUCUUUAAAAUCAAAGAGUAAGCAGCUCAGAGCAUCCAGCUCCACACCGACAACCACAGAGAUUUCCACCUGUACGCCCACGCCCUCCGUUCAGACGGAUCCCCCUCCCAGCACUCCUGCACCCUCCUCUCCAUCGCCGGCCCCACCCGAACCCGCCCAGGUGGAGACUUCAUCAGCAGACGUCGAGGCUCCUCAAACAGAGGACAAUAAGGCUCAAGAAGUCAAAAAGGACACAGCAGAGUCAGAGGGUGACCCGUCCAGCUUGGAUCACAGCUUCUCCUCCAUGAAGGAUGACUUGUCGCUGUGUGACGACCCACUUUUACCCUCGAGGAAGAUCAUCGGGGACAGAGGAGGCCCUGCCUCCAUGAAGGAGAACAUAUGUCAGGUGUGUGAGAAGACGGGGGAGCUGCUGCUCUGUGAGGGUCAGUGCUGUGGAGCCUUCCACCUGCCCUGCAUCUCUCUGGCCGAGGCCCCUAAAGGGAAGUUUGUCUGUCCGGAGUGCAAAUCAGGCAUCCACACCUGCUUUGUAUGUAAGAAGCGCAGUGAGGAUGUGCGGCGCUGUAUGAUUCCUGUGUGUGGGAAGUUUUACCACGGGGAGUGUAUCGCCAACUUCGCCCCGACCGCACCUGUAAACCGAGGCUUCCGCUGCUCGAUCCACGUCUGUCUCACCUGCUUCAUCACCAAUCCCAACAGCUCAUCCAUCUCUAAAGGUCGUCUGGUACGGUGUGUGCGCUGCCCGGUAGCCUAUCAUGCUACAGACCUCUGCAUGGCAGCAGGCUGCGUUGUCCUGUCCAACAACAGCAUCAUCUGUCCCAACCACUUCACCCCCCGCCGCGGCGUCAAGAACCACGAACACGUCAACGUCAGCUGGUGCUUCGUCUGCACUGAAGGGGGCAGUCUGCUGUGCUGUGAGUCCUGUCCUGCUGCGUUCCACCGGGAGUGUCUGAACAUGGAAAUGCCUAAAGGCAGCUGGUACUGCAACGACUGCAAGGCUGGGAAGAAACCUCGCUUCAAGGACAUCCUCUGGGUGAAGGUUGGGCGGUACAGGUGGUGGCCAGCAGAGGUCAGCCAUCCCAAAACGAUCCCAGAGAACAUCCAGCGGAUGAGGCACGAUGUCGGGGAGUUUCCUGUUCACUUCUUUGGCUCCAACGACUACCUGUGGACCUACCAGGCCAGGGUCUUCCCUUAUAUGGAUGUGGACGCCAACAGCAAAGAAAAGAUGGGGAAAGGCGUUGAUGCCACCUACAAGAAAGCUUUGGAGGAGGCGGCUGUGCGAUUUCGUGAGCUGCAGGCAGAGAAGGAGCUUCGGCAGCUUCAAGAGGACAGGAAGAACGACAGGAAGCCUCCUCCAUACAAACAUAUUAAGGUGAAUCGACCAAUAGGAAAGGUUCAGAUCUUUACGGCCGACCUAUCAGAGAUUCCACGCUGUAACUGUAAGGCGACAGAUGAGAGCCCGUGUGGGAUGGACUCAGAGUGCAUCAACCGCAUGCUGCUGUACGAAUGCCACCCACAGGUUUGCCCGGCAGGUGACCGGUGCCUCAACCAGGCGUUUACCAAGCGUCAGUACAGCCAGGUGGAGAUCUUCAGGACGCUGUCUCGAGGCUGGGGGCUCCGCUGUGUCCACGACAUCAAGAAGGGUCAGUUUGUGAGUGAGUACGUCGGGGAGGUGAUUGACGAGGAGGAGUGCAGGUCCAGGAUCAGACACGCCCAGGAGAACGACAUAUGUAACUUCUACAUGCUAACUCUGGACAAGGAUCGAAUCAUCGAUGCUGGGCCUAAGGGGAACGAGGCUCGCUUCAUGAACCACUGCUGUCAGCCGAACUGUGAGACGCAGAAGUGGACAGUGAGCGGAGACACCCGGGUGGGACUGUUCGCUCUCGUUGACGUCGCUGCAGGCACAGAACUCACCUUCAACUACAACCUGGAGUGUUUGGGGAACGGGAAGACGGUCUGUAAAUGUGGAGCACCAAACUGCAGCGGCUUCCUAGGCGUCAGGCCAAAGAACAACCCUCCAUCUGACGAUAAAGGUCGUAAGCUGAAGAGGAGGGGCCACGGCAAGAGGAAGAACAAGGUGGUGGUUACCAAAGAACGGGAGGACGAGUGUUUCAGCUGCGGAGACGGAGGACAGAUGGUUUCCUGUAAGAGACCCGGCUGUCCCAAAGUUUACCACGCUGACUGCCUCAACCUCACCAAAAGGCCUGCAGGUCGUUGGGAAUGUCCGUGGCACCAGUGCGACAUAUGUGGUAAGGACGCGGCGUCCUUCUGCGAGAUGUGCCCCAGUUCCUACUGCAACCAGCACCGCGACGGCCUGCUCUUCAUCUCCAAGCUGGACGGCAAGCUGUGCUGCAGUGAACACGACCCCUGUGGGCCUGAACCGCUGGAGCCAGGGGAGAUCCGGGAGUACACACCCGAACCCAGAGCCCUGACCUCUGGGCUGGGCAUGGCCGUCAUCCCCUCUGCUGCUUCUAACACUACCACCAGUCAGAACCGGACCAGCAGGAGGGUCCAGGACAUCAGCACCGGCGCUGGCAUGUGUGCAUCCGAGUCACUUCCUGCCUUUUCCAUCCCGGUACCCAUCACUAUUCCUGUCGCCGCGCCUGCCACCUCACCUCCCCCCAGCAGCUCUGAUGCUCCCAGCAGCCCGCACGUGUUUGACCUCCCGCACUACUCGCCCAUCUCUUCGUAUGAGGAGGAGAGGGAUGUCUUAGAGGAGGAGGAGGAGGAGCUGCUGGCGGAAGUGGAGGAGGAGUCAGUGGAAGAGGGUGACGUGGGGAGACAGAAAUCAGAUCCUCACGAAGAGGAUGGAGAGGCGGUGAUGGAGGAGGUGGGGCUGGAAUACUUGGAGGAGGACGAGGAGGACGAGGACGAGGAGGAGGAGGAAGAGGAGGAGUGACGCACAGUGGAUUAUUAUUUACAGUGGCACAAUCAGGCAACAAGCCCUCACAGUCACUACAGUGGGGAAGUAAAUGAAGAUUAACCAAUCACAUUUACACAACUAGCCCAGUCUGUCACUGUUUGUAUCCAGUGAGCAGCUGGACGUAUGGAGGAAUUUUUUAGGACAAAACUAAAUCAACACAUAAAUAAAUUGUGAAGUUCAUGAAUAUAAAAAUAAACAUCAUAAAUACUGUAUAGAAUCGCAUAUACAUAGAUAUUAUUUAUUUAGUUUUGUCCUAGUUAUCACGCCGUUUCCCGGACUUCGGUACACACUUGCUGUAGAAAACGGCUCACGACACAGUGACUUUGCACACACUGGCGCUGACUGCACCUUGAUAUGGCAGAUCUAGACAAAGAAAAUCAUCUGGAACUGCUACGUAGAUCUUCAGAUUUGUAAACAUAUUUCACUCCGAUAUACUUGUUUUCUCACAUUUUGACCGGUUUCACCUGCUGGUUUGUUUUGGUAUUUCUUUCAGUAGUAUUCCAGGUGUCAUAUAUGUCAACAAGCUGACCUGCAGAAGCUUCACGUAAGUUGGAGACAGUUAUUGUAUCUGCAGCAUUACAGAGCCAAUGUGUGGGUGUUUCAUGCUAGAAAAGACUUCAGCCGGGUCUUCAGCCCCCGUAAAUGACUUUGACUUGGACAAACGGUGGCCACGUUUUCAUCGCUGCAGUUUGGGCGUGGCUGUGGUUACACAACUACCAGAAAAAACAUGAAUUUAUCCGUAAAUAAGCCAGUUUCAGUUCUCUGUCCCCUCUAGCGAUCACAACAUGAUCAAUGUUCCAAAUGAAACACAACCAGCCCCUAAUGAAGGAAUUUGUCCUUGUGGUCAGUGGACUUUGGUUACGUUUUUUGAAAAUCAGUUCAACGACGUAUAAUUAGGAUUUUACUGGACACAGGAGUCGUUGCUUCCAUUUACUCUCCGGUUCUUCUUGACGCCUCAUUAGAUCAUUAGAUGGUGCUUCAACAGUUGAGUGCUUCAAGAUCAGACCAUCUACGAAAAUGUGAUAGUGCCAGAUGAUUGGCUGCCUGGCGUAGCCUUACCAUGUUACCAUGAGUUCACACGACAAGGGACUUGAGAAAACUGUCGCUUUGUGGUUGUUGGUCACGACUGUUGAAAUAUCGCAGUCUGAUGUAAUGAAAUUUUUUAAAGUAGAUACUGAUAGUUUGGGACCGAAGCAGCCAGUAUCAGGAAGAAAUUUUCUCUAAAUUUGACCAUUUCAUGCCAAAAAAAAAAAAAAAAAGGAUCAGCGACUGACAAGGAUUCUGUGUUUGAAUGAGAAUAUCCCGCAUGUCAGGGUGGGAAAGCCACAGAGAAAAGUGUUUAUACCAUCAUGGGACACUAAAGCUAUCUCGUAGGUUAUUUAGCAGCUCCAUAAGGAGACAGGUUGGACUGCAGGUUUCACAGACGUCAUCUAACACUGGGCAACACAAAAGUCUUGCCCUCGUGGUCGCUGGUGGUCUGAAUGCAGAGAUAGCACCAAGUUUGCUCUAGUGUUUAUGCUGUGCUCUGUAGUCAUUAUUUAUAUACUGUUCUGUGACGCACAAAUUAUGACGAGGGAGAGUCGGGGGUGCUAGCCCCUCGUUCCCUCCUCAUCUUGACUCUCCGUCGAGGGGAAACAAAAGUCUUCGAUGCGAGACGCUUGAAUCGGCGGACUCCUGCCAUGAUGCUUGCACUUCAGUAUGUGUUCUUGCCACAUGUGUUUCGCUCUGUCUUCAAGCUUAAUAUUGUCUGUGUGUUAUCUGCCAAUGCCUUAGAGUGUAUUUCUUUGGAGAUAUUUUUAAGGAAUGGUUUGGCGCCUGUGAGAGCCAAGUGUCCCUACUAAUGCCUUUUUACAGUUGCCCAACAAGCAAUGUUUCAUUCCAGUGUAAUUAUGACCUGUUAGAUCUCAACCAUUGACCUGUUACAACAACUGCUAUAUAAAUAUAUAGGAAAAAGAAGUUAUGAAAUAA
Molecule: messenger RNA, 10562 nt
Organism: Siniperca chuatsi (mandarin fish)
Lineage: Eukaryota; Metazoa; Chordata; Actinopteri; Centrarchiformes; Sinipercidae
Gene: nsd1b
Product: nuclear receptor binding SET domain protein 1b
Exons: 24
Coding region: 807-8570 (2587 amino acids)
Biological process (GO): regulation of DNA-templated transcription
Cellular component (GO): chromatin; nucleus
Molecular function (GO): histone H3K36 methyltransferase activity; protein binding
Source: RefSeq, a predicted model, not a curated record